AUGCAUCUCAACCCCACCAAGGAGAGCGGGAACGCUUCACGGUCGUGUAUUGACAUGGACGGUUUCGACUAUUGGGUCGCAGCGGAGACGUAUGCCCCCCGACGUUUUCAAACCCCAACGGGUCCCGAGGCUUACACCGCCUCCCCCGGAACAUUCAAAUGCACGCGCAUCAAGAACGCCAGCAUCAACAUCACCAUAUUCAUCAACCACCACCAACAACUCAACGCCACUACUACAACAACUCGCGCAGUAGGCUUUCGCUCAAAAGAGACCUCCUCAGCCAGGAUUUGGUUCGUUAGCCUACUUCUGCUCCAGAACCCAAACCACAUUCCGCACGUCGAUGUGCACAAGACUUUCCAGCUAUCCCUUUCCAGCCUCCUCGACGACGAAGCCCAUGUACCGUGGCCCGUCCCGCCCGUCCAUAUCCCCGGGUUUGGCACUUUGGUACCAGUACCAAGCUCCAGUUACUCCUCAACCAUCACUUCUACCAGUCCCGAGGUGCAGUCACACUACGCACAGCACAUUCUUAUCCUUGCCACCGUCAAUCUUUGCGCCGCAAAUCCGAAGCUGCAAUCUCUUCUGUAG
This is a messenger RNA of Stereum hirsutum FP-91666 SS1, 585 nucleotides long. RefSeq lists its product as uncharacterized. NCBI's taxonomy places the organism in Eukaryota, Fungi, Basidiomycota, Agaricomycetes, Russulales, Stereaceae. The record is from RefSeq and is a predicted model, not a curated record. Bases 1 to 585 code for a protein of 194 amino acids. The transcript has 4 exons.